AUGAAGCUACCCCCCAUCUCAGCUGAUCGCAAGCGAACACAGUCCGAGAUGGAUCUGCCCUCGCCACCAGUGACCCCGUACACGGGCGCCAAGAAGCGACGAUCCCACACGGCCGACCAGAUUGAGCGGGAUGUCGAGGGGAAUGCCUCGCGAGAUCCCGUCCUGUUUCCUCGCCACGAUUCCGUGGCGCGCGAGGAGCCUCCCCUCUUUGGGCCGAUCCCUCCUCCGGCCGCGGAGGCCCUGGUGGAGCAGCAUAUCAAUUCGCACAUGGCCAGGUUUGACAACAAGCGGAACAAGCCGACUCGUGAUGAAUACCUUCUGGCGCUGUCGUGCGUGCCCAUUGUCUCCACACAGUACAAUCGCAACCCAGCAGCCUGGGCUCGUGAGGAACGGGAAACACUGGAGCGGCAGCUGGUCCUGAUGAACCGCUACCGUCCACCGGGUGAGCUGGAGGCCAAGCUGAAGAAGAUUGCCCCAGCCCCCAUGAAGAAAGUAGCCGGAGGGACCCCACGUAUGCCCCGAACCCGCGUCAAGCGUACCCCCAAGUCUACCCCCAAACAGCAGACCCUGGAUUCCUUUGAUACUUCUCCCACCUCGGCGUCCAGGCCCCGUGCCCUAGGCACGAAUCGCGAUGACACCGAUUUCCAAGCCCUUCCAGACUACUCCCCUCCCCUGGAGACGUUGGGCGGGAACGCCAAGGCACUCAAGGCAGACUGGAAGGGGCAAAUGUUGGAUUUGAGCAAUGACCCGGAUCGGCACCUGCUCAGUCCUGCCGAGCUCAAUCUGGCCUCGACACUCCGGCUGUCUUGUGCGACCUACCUCUGCAGCAAGCGCCGGAUCUUCGAAGCGCGCGUGCGUGCUCUCGGUGUGGGCAAGGAGUUCCGCAAGACCGAUGCGCAGCAGGCCUGCAAGAUUGACGUCAAUAAAGCUAGCAAACUCUGGACCGCCUACGACCGAGUGGGAUGGUUCAAGCCAGAAUACUUUCGUCAUCUGAGAUGA
Penicillium daleae is the source of this 999-nucleotide messenger RNA. RefSeq names its product SWIRM domain-containing protein. Gene Ontology annotation, cellular component: nucleus; SAGA-type complex. Gene Ontology annotation, biological process: chromatin remodeling; regulation of transcription by RNA polymerase II. The transcript has a single exon. Gene Ontology annotation, molecular function: chromatin binding; protein binding; transcription coactivator activity. The record is from RefSeq and is a predicted model, not a curated record. NCBI's taxonomy places the organism in Eukaryota, Fungi, Ascomycota, Eurotiomycetes, Eurotiales, Aspergillaceae. The coding region runs from base 1 to 999 and encodes 332 amino acids.